UGUUGCAGCUACCUCCACCUCAGCUCCAAGGGAGACACACAAGAUGGCGACAACGCCGUCAGCACAGGCACCGGUUAUGCUGACCUGUGUCCUAAUGCUGCUGACAUGUAUACAAAUAUCACAACAGCAAGUCAAUUUUUACAACUCUUGCCAAGAUGCAUCUGCUGAGGGAACCUUGAGGGUGUCUAUAAAUGAAGUAGAUAAUCAGGCAACAAUUGAUGCUUCACCAAAUGAAUACAGAGCUGGACUUGGACUGGCAGGCAAUACACAGAGCAUUGGGCUUCAGUUUGAUGCUAAUACUAAUGCUCAGCUUCCUCCUGCGGAGUACUUUGCUCUGGAGUCUGGUCCUCGAAGUGGCAGCGUAACUGGAAGGGAAUGGUUCCUGAGACUGAAGAAACCCAUUGACAGAGAUGGUGGUCGUCCAGACUCACUUGACGACAGUACUGUGUUUGAGUAUUACCUCCAGUGUACAGAUCUCACCAUAAACACACCUGGCGACCCAAAUGUUGCUGCCAGCAUCCUAGCCAGGGAUCAGGACACCCUAAACACCCCAAUUAUCUUCUCAGUGGUAUUGAGUGAACCUCGUGGGUACGAGAACAGUUUCAAAUUACGAGUGAGCACGUGGCAGGUACAAGCAUCUACAGGGUGAUACAACCCAUUGAUACAACCCAUUGACAGGAGUUGAUACAACC
Molecule: messenger RNA, 692 nt
Organism: Haliotis rubra (blacklip abalone)
Lineage: Eukaryota; Metazoa; Mollusca; Gastropoda; Lepetellida; Haliotidae
Exons: 6
Coding region: 44-649 (201 amino acids)
Source: RefSeq, a predicted model, not a curated record